GUGACACUUGAGAAGGUGCUUGGCAUCACAGCCCAGAACAGCAGUGGGCUAACCUGUGACCCUGGCACGGGCCAUGUCGCCUAUCUGGCAGGCUGUGUGGUGGUGAUCUUGAACCCCAAAGAGAAUAAGCAGCAGCAUAUCUUUAACACUACCAGGAAGUCCCUGAGUGCUCUGGCCUUCUCCCCAGAUGGGAAGUACAUAGUGACAGGAGAGAGUCAUCGCCCUCUCCUUUUCUGAGGACAGCAGCUAUUUUGUCACGGUUGGGAAUCGGCAUGUGAGGUUUUGGUUCUUGGAAGUCUCCACUGAAGCAAAGGUGACUGGCACAGUGCCCUUGGUAGGGCGCUCAGGCAUCCUGGGUGAACUGCACAAUAAUAUCUUCUGUGGUGUAGCCUGCGGCCGGGGCCACAUGUCGGGCAAUACGUUCUGUGUGUCCUACUCCGGCCUCCUCUGCCAGUUCAAUGAGAAGAGGAUGCUGGAGAAGUGGAUCAACCUGAAGGUCUCCUUUUCUUCCUGCCUGUGUGUCAGUGAGCAGCUGAUCUUCUGUGGAUGCACAGAUGGGAUAGUCCGAAUCUUCCAGGCCCAUAGCCUGCAGUACCUCGCCAACCUGCCCAAGCCCGUGGCCCAGGGCCUGGACUCCAGCUCCCUCUUCCACAGAAAAGCAGAAGCAGUCUACCCAGAUACGGUGGCACUGACCUUUGACCCUGUCCACAAGUGGCUUUCCUGUGUUUAUAAGGACCAUAGCAUCUAUAUCUGGGACGUCAGGGACAUCAAUGACGUCAGCAAAAUGUGGUCAGAGCUCUUCCAUAGCUCUUUCGUCUGGAAUGUGGAGGUGUAUCCUGAGUUUGAAGAAGAUCAGAGAGCUUGUCUGCCAUCCGGGUCUUUUCUGACUUGUUCCUCAGACAACACCAUCCGCUUCUGGAAUAUAGAUAGCAGCUCUGACUCUCAAUGGCAGAAAAACAUCUUCAGCAAUACCCUGCUGAAGGUGGUGUACGUGGAGAAUGAUAUCCAGCACCUUCAGGACAUGUCUCAUUUCCCAGACCGAGGCAGUGAGAUUGGGACACCCAUGGAUGUAAAAGCUGGGGUUCGAGUCAUGCAGGUCAGUCCUGACGGCCAGCACCUGGCUUCAGGCGACCGAAGUGGAAACCUGAGGAUCCACGACCUGCACUUCAUGGAUGAGCUCAUCAAGGUGGAGGCCCACGAUGCUGAGGUGCUGUGCCUGGAGUACUCCAAGCCCGAGACAGGAGUGACUUUGCUGGCUUCAGCCAGUAGGGACCGGCUCAUUCACGUGCUGAAUGUGGAGAAGAACUACAACCUGGAGCAGACCCUCGAUGACCACUCCUCGUCCAUCACAGCCAUUAAAUUUGCUGGCACCAGGGAUGUCCAGAUGAUCAGCUGUGGGGCCGACAAGAGCAUCUACUUUCGCAGUGCCCAGCAGACCUCGGAUGGGCUGCACUUUGUCCGUACCCACCAUGUAGCAGAAAAGACCACCUUGUAUGACAUGGAUAUAGACAUCACACAGAAGUAUGUGGCUGUGGCCUGCCAGGACCGCAACGUGAGGGUCUACAACACAGUGAGUGGGAAACAGAAGAAGUGCUACAAGGGUUCCCAGGGAGAUGAGGGGUCCCUGCUGAAGGUUCAUGUAGACCCCUCAGGCACCUUCCUGGCCACAAGCUGCUCUGACAAAAGCAUCUCGGUGAUUGACUUUUACUCGGGCGAGUGUGUUGCCAAGAUGUUUGGCCAUUCAGAAAUUGUCACUGGCAUGAAGUUCACGUAUGACUGCCGUCACUUGAUCACAGUAUCUGGAGACAGCUGCGUGUUCAUCUGGCACCUGGGCCCAGAGAUCACCACCUGCAUGAGGCAGCACUUGCUGGAGAUCAAUCGCCAGGAGCAGCAGCAGCGGCAGCCCAAGCACCAGAAGUGGGGCGGCCCCCCCAGCCAGGAGACAUGUGUAUCCAUACCAAAUGAGAUCUGCUCCCUGAGCCCUGGAGAGCAGACGGAAGAUGAGACGGAGGAGGAGUGUGACCCAGAAGAGAUGCUGAAAACACCGUCCACAGAGAGCUUGGAUCCAGGUCCUCCAUGCCUGCUGACCAAUGGCAAGAUGCCACUCUGGGCAAAGCGGCUGCUAGGGGAUGAUGAUGUGGCAGACAACUCGGCUUUCCGUGCCAAGCGCAGCUACCAGCCACAUGGCCGCUGGGCAGAGCGGGCUGAGCAGGAGCCCCUCAAGACCAUCCUGGAUGCCUCCCCGCUGGAUUUCGACUUUACACCCUUGAAGUCUGAAAAUGCAGAAGAGUCUGUUGUGGACUUAAUGGAGCCACAGAACCUGUUGGGCCUGCUAAGCGAGUCCGAGAGACCCCAAGAGGACAGUCGAGGACACCCCUCCUGCCUGCCUCUACAGAGGCAGUCCACCGAGGCGAGAGAGCUCAUCCUCAGCUCCCCAGAGGCAGAGGUGAUAGUCUCAGGGAUGCACAGGGAGUACUACAAGGAGGAGGCAGAAGCAGGGCCUGAAGACCAGCAAGGCGACUCCUAUCUCAGGGUGUCCUCUGCCAGUCCAAAGGAUCGGAGCCCGCCUGAGGACUCCGGGGAGUCGGAGGCUGAAUCGGAAUGCAGCUUUGCCAGUGCUCAUUUCUCAAUUUCACGGACUGACUCUGGCCUUCGCCUCACCAUGACGAUGCCCCCCGAACCAGAGCUCCCAAGUAUAGAAGAGCUUGUCCAGCCUGAAGUGCUGGGCUUGGCCAGUGGCUCCUUACCCCAGACCCCUGAGCAGGAGAAGUUCCUCCGUCACCACUUUGAGACCCNGCCUGAGGCUCCAUUGGUCUUCCUAGAACUCUUUCAUGGAUCAGUGGCAGACAUGAAGAUCUCAGAGGCUGACCACCAUCUCUUCCAUCCCCAGCUGAGCAUCUCCACCCAGUUUCUCUCACGACUCCAGAAGGCCUCCAGCUUCCCUCCCCGGCUGCCCCUUCACCUUAGGAAGUCUCCAGAGGUCAAGCCUACAGGACAAGGAUGCGGCCAGUCCAGAGCAGGGUCCCUGAGAGCAGCUCCUUCCCUCACAGGCCUGGCCUUCUGUGUCUCUUCCUCCUCGGUGCCACCCACAGACAGGAAGCCUCCAACACCCACAUCUGUACCUAUCACAGGCCUGGAUCAGAGUGUCUGUGCCCCGUCUACAUGUUCUUACCUGGAGACGACGACUAGCUCACAUGCCAAGAUAUCACGUAGCAUGUCUCUUGGGGACACUGAGGGCCUUGUGACACCUGAGCCAUCCAGGUCACUUCACAAACCCUUAUCCAUGGGAGAACUGGCUUCCCUGGGCCAGGAACCCCAGGCCAUCCCCACCACAGUGACUCUCACUUCUAGCAUCGAAGGCCAGGAUCCUGCCAUGCCUUCCUGGGGCAAUCAUGAGGCCCGAGCCAGCCUCAAACUGCCCUUAUCCAGUGUCUGUGGCCAGCUCCUGUCUUCACCCCCACUGGAGCCACCCAUCACAUGUGUGUGGUCUCAGGACUCUGUGGAUGUCCAGCCUGGUGUGACAGCCACAGUAGCCAGCUUCCCAGCACCCAGCCCUGUAGAUGCUAGCACCCCAAGACUCCACAGCUCUGUGUUUCUCCCAAGGACCUCAGCCUCUGGGCCCCUCAUCCCUCCUGGCCAUCCCAACAGCCUCCAACUUCUAGAGACCAGGUCUAGGGUGCCUAAUUGUACCGCUGCUCUCCUGGAGCCCACCCCUGAUAUGCCGGGCAGCCCUGGACACUGUGGGGAGCCUGGGCUCCCAGCUGAGGUCCUGCCCCCAGCACUCCUUGAGCUGGGCAGUAUAAGAUCAGUCUCGCACAGGCUGCAGGCUGUCUUCCAAGAAGCCCUUGACCUUUACCGAAUGUUGGUCUCCAGCAACCAGCUGGGUGCCGAACAGCAGCAGGCACAGACGGAGCUGGCCUCCGCCUUUCAGUGGAUCCACAGCCAGCUGGAAGCCAGCAACUGGAUGGCUGCAGCUAACACUGCCCUCCCCCAGACACUGCCUAGCCCCAGCCUGCCUUCCUCACCUACACUGUGUCUCCUGGCCAGCCCAAACCUGCAGGCCCUGCUGGAACACUACUCAGAGCUGCUGGUGCAGGCUGUGAAGAGGAAAGCAAGGGGCGACUAAAAGCCGGCAGCCCCUCCACCAAAGCCUCGCUGCUCAGCAGAGAUUGAUUUUAAAGCAAAUAAACUGACUAAAUUAAAUAGUU
Molecule: messenger RNA, 4208 nt
Organism: Cricetulus griseus (Chinese hamster)
Lineage: Eukaryota; Metazoa; Chordata; Mammalia; Rodentia; Cricetidae
Source: RefSeq, a predicted model, not a curated record